AUGUGUGAGAAGGAAUGUGCCAUUUUAGCCAGGUACUGUAAUGAAACACAGGAUAAGGUAACAGUUGGAUUUGUAGACAUGCCAGUGUGCAAUGAUGCCAAAGCUGAAAACGUACUCAACUGCAUUGCAUCCUCCAUGUGUGACAAAGGACUUGAAUGGUCUAAUUGUGUAGGAUUUAGUAGUGACAACUGCAAUGUGAUGAUUGGCAAAAACAACUCUGACUUAUCAAGAGUGAAAACACAGGCCCCUCAUAUUUACAGUAUUGGUUGUCCCAGUCACCUGGUCAACAUUUGUGCCAAAACUGCUGCUAAGGAGCUCUCAACAUCACCUGAAGAACUGCUCAUUGACAUCUACUACUACUUUGAGAAAGGUCCCAAACGAAGAGAAGACCGAAAACCGUUUCAAGAGUUUUGCACUGUUGCUCAGCAGAGAGUACAAAAGUGUUGUCCUACAUGCUGGCUUUCUUUAGGAAAAGUCUUACCUGAUGGGUGGGAGGACACGGUCUCCGUCCGCGACCUGGCGCCCGCAGGAGGAGCAGACCACUACCCCGAACACUCCACGGAUGAAAGAGAGGAUCAAUCAUGUAGCAGGCCUUGCAAAUGCAAUGGCAAUGAUGGACCUAACAGAACCAGGGGGACGAUACGAGGACCAUCAAUGCUAGACUGUAUGCCAGAGUGUCCUUAUCACCGAGCCCUUGGGUUUGAAUCUGGAGCUGUUACAAAAGAUCAGAUAAGUUGUUCCAACGAAGAUCAUUACACCGGCUGGUACUCUUCAUGGAUAUCGAACAAAGCACGAAUUAAUAGCCAGGGUUUUGGGUGUGCAUGGCUAUCAAGAUACCAGGACAAUCAGCAAUGGCUUCAGAUUGACUUGAAGGAAAUCAGAGUCAUUUCUGGGAUAAUAACUCAAGGGCGAUGUGAUGCUGAUGAAUGGAUGACAAAGUACAGUGUACAGUAUAGAGCCAAUGAAACCUUUAACUGGGUUUACUAUAAAGAUCAGACAGGAAACAAUCGAGUGUUCUAUGGAAAUUCAGACCGAUCAUCAUCAGUACAGAAUUUCCUGCGUCCUCCGAUUGUAGCUCAGUAUAUUAGAAUUAUACCGUUGGGAUGGCAUGUUCGAAUUGCUAUCAGGAUGGAACUACUUGAAUGUCUGAAUAAAUGUUAG
Molecule: messenger RNA, 1161 nt
Organism: Hypanus sabinus (Atlantic stingray)
Lineage: Eukaryota; Metazoa; Chordata; Chondrichthyes; Myliobatiformes; Dasyatidae
Product: retinoschisin-like
Exons: 6
Coding region: 1-1161 (386 amino acids)
Source: RefSeq, a predicted model, not a curated record